UAUCCAUAGUUGACGCAAAAAAGAAGAAAUCUUUAUUUACAGAGCGAAAUUGGUGAAUUUCUCAUUUUAUAUAUUUGAGUGAUUUAAUUAAAUGGUGUUGAGGUGCUGAGAAUCUGAAAAAAAAAAAAGCUUCCUCUCGCUCGCAACGAGAACAGCUUUUGCUCGAUCGAGCGGCGUUGUCUUUCACUAAUCCAGUUGCCAUGGCGGAGCCAUCUUCGUCUUUGUCGUCAUCCAAGGACGAGCUGAUUCAGCUCAUCAAGCGUCUCGGAACUUAUCUGGCCCACAAGAUGUCAAAUCUCUUCUCGAUCUCGUUACACAAACUGGAUCCACGAUCUGUUGGGGCUAUUGCAGGGCUUGCUGUUGCAAUUAUCUUUACCUAUAGGUUUAUGAGAUCACCUGCAGCACCCCCAGGAAGGCAACCCAAACGUCAAACUCCAUCAACUAGUAGCUCUUCUAUCAGUACCCAGUCAAAUGCAACAUUGACGCCGUCUGGAGUUUGUUCACCUUCAGAGGAUUUAAGAGCACAAAAUGUUGUUGAUGAGUUCUUCCAUCCAGUAAAGCCAACAUUAGGGCAAAUAAUUAGGCAGAAACUGAGUGAAGGUAGGAAGGUAACAUGCCGUUUGGUUGGAGUUAUCCUUGAGGAAAGCAGUCCAGAGGAGCUGCAGAAACAAGCAACAGUGAGGUCCUCUGUGUUGGAUGUGCUAUUGGAGAUAACCAAAUUUUGCGAUCUUUAUCUCAUGGAAAGAGUUAUUGAUGAUGAAAGUGAAAAAAAUGUGCUUCUGGCCUUGGAAAAUGCUGGAAUUUUCACCUCUGGUGGUAUGGUAAAGGACAAGGUUCUCUUUUGCAGCACAGAAAAUGGACGGACAUCUUUUGUUCGGCAACUAGAACCGGAUUGGCAUAUUGACACAAAUCCCGAAAUACUUUCUCAGUUAGCUGUAUAUUUUUUUUCCUGCCAUAAUCUUUGUCACGAUGCUUAUGUUCUGAUAUUAGAUUCCGGAGUCAUUCUCGUCACAAUGCCAAUGAUUUUGAGAGUUCUUUUCUUCUUCUUCGCAGAGGUUCAUCAAAUAUCAACUCCACAUUUCUCCUGUCGGAUCUGAAAGGACUGCAGCAAAUGUCUUCAGCUCUCCAUCCUUGGAGCACUUCUUCGGAUGCGCUCGACUCUCUUGAACCGGUAAAAAGAUGCAAAUAUGUUUUACCCUUUGAUCUUUACGUGCGACCCUUUUCCGUUACAGCCCGUCCCGAUGUUUUUCUUUCUCUAGGCACCCUUGUGCCGAUAUGUCGAGUCUUUUAGGAUAACAUUUGUGACAUAGGGUUCAACAUUCAAACUUUUUUCGUUUGAACCGGAUAAACUCGAUGCAUCAAUUAAUGUCUGUAAUCUUGAUAGUUGAAGGAUAUGCAAUGCAAUCUUAAAGAAUAAAUUUGUUGCUUCA
This is a messenger RNA of Hibiscus syriacus, 1430 nucleotides long. Its product is annotated as peroxisome biogenesis protein 22-like. The record is from RefSeq and is a predicted model, not a curated record. Gene Ontology annotation, biological process: peroxisome organization. NCBI's taxonomy places the organism in Eukaryota, Viridiplantae, Streptophyta, Magnoliopsida, Malvales, Malvaceae. The coding region runs from base 201 to 1097 and encodes 298 amino acids. The transcript has 8 exons.